CCCACUAGUUGAACUGCACCGCACCACUCCCGAACUCAUCAGAUACCCUCCUCCUCACUCAUCGUCGGCCUAUCGUCCGUCCUAGAGAGAGAGGGAGAGGGAAGGGGUGGAAAAGGUGUGAGCAGAUUGUUGAUAGAUAGAGGGGGGGAGAGAGAGAGAAAAGAGGGGGAUAUCGCAGCAGCAGCCGCAGCAGCGGGCAGAAAGAAAGACCCAAACGAGUGAGAGAGAGCGCCACGAAAGCUUAGAAGAAGAGAGAUCCACCUCGAAGUAACCCCCCUCCCUCCCUCCCCAUCCUCUCCUUCCUCCCCACGCCCUCCUCCCAGCGCGAGAGCACGCCGCUGCUGCCAGCGGACGACUGCGGCCAAGGCGGCGAAUUGCUCUGCUCCGCUCCGCUCCGGGCCGGGCCGCGAGGAUGAGGGAGGAGGAGGAGCCCAGCUGGUUCGCGCGCUUCGACGAGGACCUGCCGGCGCCCGACGAGCUCAUGCCGCUCUCGCAGUCGCUCAUCACCCGCGAUCUCGCCGCCGCCUUCGACAUCCCCACCACGCACGGCGGGGGCGGCCCGCUCAGCGGCGGCGCCGACGGGGCCGGCGGCGCGGGCGGCCAGGAGAUGAACGGCGGCGCGUCCUCGGCCGCCGGCUCCAGCGGCGGCAACGGGGGCGGCAACGGCGAGGAGCCGGCCAGGACCCUCAAGCGGCCGCGCCUCGUGUGGACGCCGCAGCUGCACAAGCGCUUCGUUGAUGCCGUGGCGCACCUCGGCAUCAAGAACGCCGUGCCCAAGACCAUAAUGCAGCUGAUGAGCGUGGACGGCCUCACGCGCGAGAACGUCGCGUCCCACCUCCAGAAGUACCGCCUCUACCUCAAGCGCAUGCAGGGGCUCGGCAACGGCGGUGGCGGCGGGGGAGGCAGCCACUCCUCCGGCUCCGGGACCGACGCAGCCACCGAGCACCUCUUCGCCACCGGGCCCUCCCCGUUCCUCCCGCCCGGCCGCGGCCCGGCCGUCGCCGACCCCUACACCCCCUACGCCGCCAUGCCGUCCCACCCCGCGGCGCACCACCAUCACCACCACCCGCAGCAGAUCGGCCACUUCCACCACCCCGCCGCGCGCCCGUUCGGCCACUACGGCGCCGGGCCAGGCGGCGGCUUCGACCACGGCUUCCUGAGCCGCGCCGUGGCCAGCGGCGCGCCAGUCGGCCCGCCCGGGAUGCACCACCGCAUGGUCGGCGGCGGGGCCGCGAUGGGGAUGAUGGCGCCGUCGUCCUUCGCCGAGGAGCUGGAGCUAGGGUCCCGCGGCGGCGGCGGCGGCGGCGGGCGCCGGGAGCUGACGCUGUUCCCGACCUCCGGCGAGCACUGAGCGUCGACAUCGACGGUGACCGGCAUCGAAUGGCGUCCGUCCGUCCGUCCUCCUCGGGUAUAUAAAAUUCGUUUUCCCCUCUGCCGCCGCCGCUACUUCCCACAGAUCGGCAUGGAAUCCCAGCAAGAUUCACCGCAUCGUCAUAUCAUAGAAGGCCAAGAAUUCUUGGGAAUUAGCGCUCCGCCACCCACCCAUCCAUCCAUCCAAUCCAUCCAUAUUUUCUAUCUCUCUCUCUCUCUCUCUUGGCCAGUGCUUCUGUUCUGUUCUUGUGUUGCGGAUAUUUGUCAUUGCUGUUCCCGUUCUCUCCUUGUUCUUUGCUGUUGAUGACAUAAAAGCUUAGCCCUAGAGACAAUUAUUUUAGACGGUAAAAAAGUUGUGAAAAUUUGGUGCCUGCUAGUAAGUACUUUCAUUCAUGUUGCUGGUUGUCUGAGGAAAGAAAAUUGAAUCCUUGCGAAUUGCGCGGAGGAUACAGGCUCCAGGGGCCAGUCUGCUCUGCUCAUCCCGGCGACUGACACUUGAGCCGUGAUCCCGCGAAACAAGUGAUGCAAUCAUCUACCGUUGCAGAUUGCAUAGGUGAGUCGACUCGAGUAGAGAUGAUAUAGGCAGGAUUGAAUAAUGUCAAGGACCCACCCACCCUGAGCUUGGAGGUGAAUUUAAAGUUUGUUUGUACCGGCAUGAUGACAAUUUAGCUCCUCGUCCUUCGGGCUUCAGGAGGAUGAACAUGUGUAGCAAAGGUUGCACUAGUUGCUCUUACAUUCUGCUGCCGCUGCUGCUAGGAUCAUGAUUCAGAGCAAGCCAAAUUGGAGUUUCUUGUACUAGUAACCAUUUGUAAAUCUUCCCUGCUCCAUUUUAAAAUCUUACUGUUUCCUGUA
Triticum dicoccoides is the source of this 2223-nucleotide messenger RNA. Its product is annotated as transcription factor MYBC1-like. The transcript has a single exon. Gene Ontology annotation, cellular component: nucleus. Gene Ontology annotation, molecular function: DNA-binding transcription factor activity; DNA binding. Lineage: Eukaryota; Viridiplantae; Streptophyta; Magnoliopsida; Poales; Poaceae. Gene Ontology annotation, biological process: regulation of DNA-templated transcription. Bases 413 to 1351 code for a protein of 312 amino acids. The record is from RefSeq and is a predicted model, not a curated record.